This is a messenger RNA of Punica granatum (pomegranate), 2095 nucleotides long. The record is from RefSeq and is a predicted model, not a curated record. NCBI's taxonomy places the organism in Eukaryota, Viridiplantae, Streptophyta, Magnoliopsida, Myrtales, Lythraceae.
UCUCUGGGAAAGAACGAUCGGGCAUGGCGGGGAAAUGGGACUGCCAUGUUCUUGCUGCUGGUUGCCUGAAGCAGAGCCAUGGACCUAUAUCCCGCUCCCUAAACACCCUCACCCGCCCCUGCAGCCCGGGCGGGAGUUGCUUCUCUGGUGGCUCCCAGCCCCAAGAACUGACCUCAAACAAGUACGUGCCACACCCAUCUGAAUUGAAGCUCCUCUCUCAGUUACAACAACAUGGAACCUUCUCCGCUGAUCCUUACGCACUCAACAGAAUCAUAUCCUCUUGUGCAAAGUCUGCAUCUUUACGCAUGGGUACUCAGGUCCAUCCCUUUGUUCUCAAAUUGGGUCUCAGCUCAAAUGUGUAUAUCUCGAGCGCCCUUGUUGCUAUGUAUGGGAAAUGCGGUAGAAUAUGGGAUGCCCAUGACCUGUUCAACGAAAUGCCCUUUAGAAACGUUGUGACCUGGAACUCUUUGAUCUCAGGCUAUAUAGACUCUGGGAGCCCAGGCACUGGCAUAGAUUUAUUCAUGCAAAUGCUUAGAUUUGGAGUGAGCCCUACGCCUUUCAGUGUUUCAACCGUCUUGAUGGGCUCGGCACAGUUGAAAGCUAAAGCUCUUGGAUGUCAACUCCACGGGUUGAGUUAUAAACUUGGGAUCUGCUGCAACAUUGUUAUAGGAACCGGUCUAAUUGAUAUGUACUCCAAAUGUUCGAUUUUAGAUGACGCAAGGAGGGUGUUUGAUUGGAUGCUGGAUAAGAAUGUGAUUACCUGGACCUCUAUGGUCACUGGACACGCCCAGAAUGAGCAGCCUCAAGAGGCAAUGCUAUUAGCAAGGGAAAUGCUGCAGUUGGGUCUGCGGCCAAAUUAUGUAACUUACAGUAGUUUGUUAAGCUCAUUUAGCAGCCAGGAUUAUUUAAAUUACUGCGAGCAAAUUCAUUCUCGGGUGAUUCGGGAAGGUUACGAAUCCAACCCAUUUAUUGCAGUAACCCUUGUAACAGUCUAUUCUGAAUGUAGCAGUAGCUUAGGGGACUUCUGGAAAGUGUGCGCGGGCAUAAAAAGGUGGGACCAGAUCGCGUGGAAUGCUAUUAUAGCUGGAUAUGCUAAUCUAGGACAAGGGAAAGAAGCUCUGAGUUGUUUCGCCGAAAUGAGGAAGGCUGGAGUUGAAUUAGACUUCUUCACCUUCGUGAGUGCUCUAAAGGGUGCACGCAUCUGCUCUGCGCUCAAAGAAGGGAAGCAACUUCAUGGACUCAUUUUUAAGAUGGGGUGCGCCUCUUUGCUGCGAAUCCAAAAUGGACUCGUUUCUAUGUAUGCAGGCUGUGGCAUGAUUGGAGAUGCUAAGAAGGUCUUCUCAUCAAUAAAAGAGCAUGAUGUGGUUUCAUGGAAUACGUUACUGUCAGGUUGUGCUCAUCACGGGCUUGAAAAUGAAGCUGCUGAUGUGUUUGACCAGCUGAGGAGGAUGAACAUCAAGCCCGACGGCACUACCUUCCUCGCAGUUCUGACUGCUUGCAGUCAUGUGGGUUUGGUGGAAAAGGGAGUCGAAUACUUUGAAAUGAUGAGGAAUGAGUAUUCCAUCGAGCCACAAGUGGAGCACUAUGCGACUGCUGUGGAUCUUCUUGGCCGGGCGGGGAAUCUCCACGAAGCAGAGGCUUUGAUCGAUAAAAUGCCAAUGGAACCAGGUCCCUCAGUCUAUAAAGCUCUGCUGAGCUCUUGCCAGAUUCAUGGAGAUAGGGAAACUGCGGAGCGAACAGCUAAGAAGCUUCUUGAUAGGUAUCCCGAUGACCCAGCCACUUACAUUCUGCUAUCCAAUGUGUUGGAGAUGGGGCAAAACUGGGUCGAUGCAGCUGAAACGCGGUUACUUAUGUGUGAUAGAGGGAUUAGGAAGAGUCCAGGUUGUAGUACAAUUUGAUUUUAAGUGACAGAAAUGCUCUAACAUGCUUGUAACUAUGAAAAUUGUGGUUAGUCACGGAGUUAACUCACAUUAUUCAGAGCAGUAUCGUUCACGAUUAACGGUUGCUCAACAAAACCAGUUUUCUGUUAUCUUGAUCUUGGACAUGUAAUACGUACAGACGUACAUUUAAUAUUAUUCAUAUAACAAUUUUCUUC